AUGGAAGUUCCUACUUGGAUCAUGGGUGUGGGUGCUUUGAAUCAGAAACUUCGCUCCUAUUGGGCUUUUACUACGUCUUUCUUAGCUACACGUGUCUUGUUCCAUUUUGUCUUUGUUUACUCGCUUCUCAUCCCCUCGGGCCGUUACGUCAACAAGCAAAGGCCUAGUAUACUCCCUCUGGCCUUUGGAUUAUUGGCUCUCCCGAUGCAUCUCGUUUGGGCUUACAAGAGCGUGCGUGGCCUUCGUCGUCGCAUGAGGAAACUUGCUGAAGAGGCCAAGAUGCGGGAACAGGCACGUCUCGAUGCGAUCGACGAAGCCACUCGCUUGCUCGAUAGCGCCGACGAGCUCGAACUAGAGGAAGAAGGCACUGGGAAAGAAAAUUCAGGAGCACCACCCACAAGGAUGCUCCGUCAAAACUCUGAUACUCGUGCGCGGGCGCGUCAUCUUGUAUUGAAUGCCGCGUAUGUGCUUUGGCACAGUGCGCCUGAGGCCUGGCGCCGUGCGUACCUGGAAGAGUUGGAGUUUAACAAGAAGCAAGGUAUUGAUCCAAAGGACUUGCGCCGCAGUACUCUGGUCCGUCGCGCAUUAGCGCGGCAUUUGCUCCAUGGGAACAAGCGCGGGCAUAAUGUGCCGUUGAUCAAUGAAGACGAUGAAGACGAUCUUGAAGAUUGGAUGUCUAUCACGUCACUCAACAGCUAUCAGCAGGAGCGCAAGCCGAGCAACGAGCGCAAAGUACCUAUCGGUAAAGGCAUAAAAAUCAGUAUGCCCCGUGAACUUGAUCCCAUUUUGAAUGGCCAAAAGUAUGUGGUCAGUGAAUACCCUGUCGACAGAGAGGCCAGCGGGUCACGUCGACAGCGUAUUGUAGGCCAAAUGCGCCGCCGGUUCGAAGUGGCUCGUCGUGAUAUGGUUGUAUUUUAA
Molecule: messenger RNA, 918 nt
Organism: Malassezia globosa CBS 7966
Lineage: Eukaryota; Fungi; Basidiomycota; Malasseziomycetes; Malasseziales; Malasseziaceae
Exons: 1
Coding region: 1-918 (305 amino acids)
Source: RefSeq, a predicted model, not a curated record